AUGACAGAAGAUGAGGUGUACCAACCAAGGUUGUGGUAUUAUAGCGAAAUGCUUUUCCUCGUAAACUCUACUGAGGUAACAACAACGGAGGGUUCAAUACGAAAGACUGCGGAAACCGGGGAAAAUCAGCCAACAAGAUCUACAACAAACUCUCGCAAGAAGCAUAAAACAUCCCAUCAUGACAAAUUUAUGACUUUGGCUUCUAAUAAUUUUAAAACACCAGAUGCUGAUGCUGAUAUUAUCGCAAAAAGUUGGGUUAUUAAACUCAAUAGAUUAGUUCCUGAUCAACGCCGGUUUGCCGAAAAAAUUAUAAACGAUGUCCUUUUUGAAGGAGAAAUGGGAAACUUAACGCGAGAUGGAGUUAUUUUUAAAUCAGCUACUUCAAAUACUCAAGAAAAUUAG
Messenger RNA from Parnassius apollo (apollo), 402 nucleotides. NCBI's taxonomy places the organism in Eukaryota, Metazoa, Arthropoda, Insecta, Lepidoptera, Papilionidae. The record is from the annotation of a GenBank genome assembly.